Lottia gigantea (owl limpet) is the source of this 633-nucleotide messenger RNA. RefSeq lists its product as hypothetical. Lineage: Eukaryota; Metazoa; Mollusca; Gastropoda; Lottiidae. The record is from RefSeq and is a predicted model, not a curated record. The transcript has 3 exons. The coding region runs from base 1 to 633 and encodes 210 amino acids.
AUGAUGAUGGAGUCCAGUAUCAACAGCGCAACAAUCUUACCACCCUACGAAGAAGAAUUCGAAACAGUUGAUAAUCUUCAUUGGCCUCCAGAAACAGCAAACAGCAUUUAUUUGUUUUGGAUACACCAGCUUCAAGCAUCGAAAUACAGUGUUAACCCAAAAGAUAAAACGGAAGUUCACGCUAAACUCAUAGAACUGGACUAUUCUAAACUGAUGGCAUUUGACGCUAAUGGGUUGUACGCUUCAGCCAUGACAGAAGGUGAAUAUCCUAAAGCGGAAAGUGCUAGAGCGUUUCUACCAGAAGAAGAAAAAGAAUUUGUAAAACUCUUCAAUAAACAAAAAUUCAGACCUAGAACAGCUAUUUUAAAAGUCUGGUUUGAAUAUCCUACCAACAUGUUCUUUCAACCCAUACCAGCUAAAGAUAAAAUAACUUUUACGAAUAGUAUAGUUAUUCCUAAUGAAAAACAAAAGAAAGUUUUCAGAAGUUAUCUGAAUCUCGUUAAGAGAAAAGCACCAAACAGUGAAGGAAUUAUGUAUCCUUACAACGACGGAAAAGAAUUAAACAUAGAUGAAAACUAUGAAUUUGAUGAUUUCGAUUAUCUAACUAUUCAAGAAGAGAAUGAAGAGUGUUAA